AUGGAGGAGCUCGAAGCACAGAGUACGGCUUUGACCGUGGUGACGAGUUCCGACCAGGACUGCGCUACGCCGUCUUUGUCGCCACCAGACAGCAAGACGCUCAGGACAAUCAAUGACCUCCCCGUUGAAAUAUUGAUUCAAAUAUUCGAACACUCGGUCUUAUUCACUUGCAAGCACGAUGAUCAUAGGCUGGCCUACUGGGAUGAAGUGGAUCGGAUGACACGUCAACGCUGGAUGGUCCCGCGAAACGUUUACACACGCAGGGACGAAAGUGCGGACCCGCGCUCUCCUUCACUCUUCCCUGAUGCGCUUGCCGCCGUGUGCUGCCUAUGGCGAGACGCCCUCACGCUUGUCUCCUUAUUUUGGACACGCAUCGUGGUCUUCGUCGAUGACGACCCUACACCACUGUCCAGACUACGUACACGUCUCGAACUGUCCCACGAACACCCUCUCGACAUCAUUAUAACGAGACACCUUUGCUCGGUUACUGACUCUGACCCUCUCGAAAAGCGGCGUGUUACAGACGCAAUGCAGGUCCUCUACCAGCACAUAGCUCGAUGGCGCUCACUUCGUAUUAAUGUGCUGCACACAGUAUCUAUUCCCGCACCAAACAUUCAGAUGCAGGGUCGUGCCGCGUCCCUCAUCAAUCUUCGUUUACAGUCACACAUUCAGAUGCAGGGUCGUGCCGCGUCCCCCAUCAAUCUUCGUUUACAGUCACAGAUGGCCAGGAAGCGAUUUCGCCCUGCCGGCAUCGCGAAACUCUGUUUCCACGCACCGGGACUGACUGAUCUGGAAAUCGACGGACUGACGUUCCGCCGUUCGUUUCUCUCCAUACCUCAGUCCAUCGCCUCUGUCAAGCGGCUCGUCAUUUCACGUUAUUCGCCAGGCACUCAGUCACGCAUGUUGUUCACCGUACGCGCCCUCGCCGAGUGCCUCAGCGCUCUCCCGCAUGUGGAUGAGGUUUCUCUCAUUGAUCUCGAUAUAUCUUCGUCAGUCGGCGCUGCGCUUCCCCAACCAUUAGCAUUCACUGCGAGUUUUUUCCAUCUUGAGGGCCUCUCGAGCGAAGUCCUACAAGCCCUCUUCGAUCUUUUGGAUUCGGACCUCAAUUUCCUUCACCUUAUACGGUGUGCUGUGCCCGAUUCGAUCGACCUCGGAUGGGCGUCCGAACUGCAUCUGCAAAACCUCGACACGACAGAAUCCAUCGCACCGUUGUUGCUGAAUUGGGACUCGGAGGUUCUCUACUUCCACGCCUGUCCUAGUUUCAAUUCGGCCCUGUUAGACGAGAUGGCAGAAGAGGCGGAGGAUGGUGCCUGGCUGUGUUCCACGCUGGAGGAACUCAGUAUUUAUGACUGUCGCAGAUUCAACAGCGGCGAUAUACGCAGGAUGGUCCAAGCCCGUCGCAUGUCGCAUGCUGAGAUUGGUUUUGCCGACAAUGCUCAUCCUGCGUUCGUCGUGACGUCUGUUCUGUAUCUCAAGGUUCAAAACGGACCUGAGCUUGCACCGAAGGAUCGAGAAUGGUUUGAUUGCAAUGUCCAGUCUGUGUGGUGGAAUGGCUGGCAGGGUGGCCAUCAGGAGGAGUGGUAG
This is a messenger RNA of Sparassis crispa, 1584 nucleotides long. RefSeq lists its product with no specific name. The transcript has 2 exons. Bases 1 to 1584 code for a protein of 527 amino acids. The record is from RefSeq and is a predicted model, not a curated record. NCBI's taxonomy places the organism in Eukaryota, Fungi, Basidiomycota, Agaricomycetes, Polyporales, Sparassidaceae.